Molecule: messenger RNA, 493 nt
Organism: Salvia hispanica
Lineage: Eukaryota; Viridiplantae; Streptophyta; Magnoliopsida; Lamiales; Lamiaceae
Product: auxin-induced protein 15A-like
Biological process (GO): response to auxin
Source: RefSeq, a predicted model, not a curated record
UCUCAACUUCAACCCAUCAACCAAGCCUUCAAAACAUUCUUUACCUUGCUUCAUUUUGAUUUCAUUCAUAACUACUUUUCUCUUUCUAGCUCGAGCAAAAAUUCAGGCAAUGGCCAUUCGCCAAAUUCUGAGACGGUCUUUCUCCAAUGAAAGAAGGUUAGCUGAAGUUCCAAAAGGGCAUGUUGCCGUCUACGUUGGUGAUAAUGAAAAGAGGCGCUUUGUGAUUCCAGUCGCAUACUUGAACCAUCCUUCGUUUCAAGAAUUGUUGUUCCAAGCUGAGGAAGAAUUUGGGUUUAAUCACCCGAUGGGUGGCCUCACCAUCCCUUGUAGUGAGGACUUAUUUGUAGAUCUCAUCUCCGGUUUGAGCACAAGAUGAUAUGUAUCAAUCGGUAUUAGGAGGAGGAGAUUUUGUAGAUUAGAAUCUCUUAAUUAGAAAUGUAUACACUGAGAAUACAUGACAUAUUAUACUAUGGAGAAACUUUUAUUACCUUAA